This is a messenger RNA of Oncorhynchus keta (chum salmon), 1650 nucleotides long. RefSeq lists its product as uncharacterized. The record is from RefSeq and is a predicted model, not a curated record. The coding region runs from base 44 to 889 and encodes 281 amino acids. The transcript has 2 exons. Lineage: Eukaryota; Metazoa; Chordata; Actinopteri; Salmoniformes; Salmonidae.
GACACCAAGUAAAAGUAGAGAAGAAGGACUGAGCGAAGCCAAAAUGAUUUUCUUUGCUAUAUUUAUUUUCUGUCUUAGUAAAGUUGUUUUUGCGGACAGGGGCCCAAGCGGAGAGAGGAUACGCUGUGAGGGGGAUGAACAACACAGAGGCGAGGAGCUGAAGAGGGCCCGGACAGAACCAGCCGAGGCUGUAAAGCGAGAGGGUGACCCAAACCGAAGCCGGUGGCUGCUGGACCCAGAUCAGAGAUGCUGCUAUGAGUGCGGUGAGCCGGGGCACCUCACGUGGAGUUAUCCGGGCCGGGAGGGGGCCAUGCCCUCCGCAUCUCCCAGCUCUGGGGUAACCCGGAUGGCGAGUUACGUCACCUCCUGUUGGGCGCACACCGAGACAGCCCCUCCGAUGGUUCCUGUGCGAAUAAAUGGCAUCGACACCAGUGCUCUGCUGGACUCCGGCAGCAUGGUGACCCUGGCCUACCCACAGUGGCUCACCCGAGAGGGGAAGGAGGAACCGGGGGACAAGGAGGCACUGUGGAGGAGGGACCUGGGGAGGUGCGCACGGGAGGUAGGAAGAAAAGAAAAACGGACGGUGGCCUGUGCAACCCAACCCCCGCCACAAGAGGUGUCCACUGGGCCCGAGUCGAACCCGGAGGAGGGAGACGACCCUGCUCCGGCAAGCGAGCCACUGGGCGAGGAAGACCUCAGGCUUAUGGAGGUGGAGGCCCUAGAUGGACCUCCCGACAUGGGAAUCCUCACAGGUCAGUUUGGGAUGGCCCAGUUAGAAGACCCCAAUCUCCAGAACGCUAGGGGCCAGGUGAUGGUGGAUGGCGUACUGUUACCUGGGGUAAGUGAUUGGCGUUACCCCCACUUCACAAUCAAGCAUAAUUUAUUGUAGAUGGUAGUAAAGCAUAAUGGGGAGACAAAAGACUUGUUACUCAUACCCAGCCAGUAUGUUAGAACUGUUGCAGCUUGCCUACACCCACCUGCAUGGGGCCACCUGGAGAUGGAGAAAACCAGGGAGAGGAUCGGGAACUGGUUCCACUGGCCCAGAGUCAAGCGCACCGUGGAGGACUACUGCCAUAGUUGCCUGCCGUGCCAGAUCACAGCUCUGAGGGUGCAUUAUCGAAACCCUUUGGUUCCCUUGCCCAUUAUAGGAGUGCCAAUUGAGUGGGUGGCAAUGGAUCUGGUGGGUCCAUUGGUGAAGACCGUAAGGGGAGACAAUACAUCCUGGUAAUCAUGGAUUACACCACCCGGGAUCCUGAGGCAAUCCCGCUAAGCAUGGCGGCAGUAAAAGGUAUCGCACGGGAGCUCUUCCAUUUAUUUAGCCAGGUGGGUAUUCCGCGGGAAAUUCUGACGGACCAGGGCACUGCAUUCAUGUCUCGUGUGAUGAUGUCUGCAAUCUGUUACAAAUCAAACAGGUGAGGACCAGUGUGUACCAUCCACAAAUGGACGGGCUGGUGGAACGCUUCAAUAAGACCCUAAAACAGAUGCUGAAGAAGGUCAUCGAGAGAGACGGGAGGAACUGGGACCAGCUGCUGCCCCACAUGAUGUUUUCAGUGCACGAGGUAUCCCAAGCAUCCAUGGAGUUCUCCCCCUUUGAGCUCCUGUAUGGCCGUCGGCCUCGCGGGCUGCUGGACCUAGCCAAGGAGGUCUGGG